Caenorhabditis angaria is the source of this 246-nucleotide messenger RNA. Lineage: Eukaryota; Metazoa; Nematoda; Chromadorea; Rhabditida; Rhabditidae. The record is from the annotation of a GenBank genome assembly.
AUGAAAGCUUUCUUUGCUAUCUUGCUGCUUUUCGCGGUUUCUGUCAAUUGUCGCCGUUAUGAGGAACUCCUUGGACCUUGUAAAUAUUCAGAAGAAGGUCAAACUUUGGCUCACUUCAAGAAGUACUAUUGGGGAAUUUGUCAUAACGGAUUGAUCUAUAAAUGCGGAAAUGCUCCAGAUGAGCCAAAGGAAAUUCGACCAUUCUGUUUGGGGCAUCGUCGUCCCAGUUCACCGGCUAAAUAUUGA